UUUGUAUCCGCUUCCUCUCAGUCCUAUAUGCUCUCAGAUCUGGAGGAGGAGUGGCAGAAUUCUUUUGGGAUGGGAGGCCCCUCCCCAUCUCCUGCUGGACAGGAUCAUUCACCAGAAUCCGCUCCUUUUCUGUCUCAAAAUUGAAGUUUUCUGGCCGAAAGGGAAUUCUCCUACCAAUGACAAGUAUAUAGCUGAACCUGGUGUGGUUUUUGCUGUUCUUCUUGCUGCUGUUUUAUUAAAAACAGCCCUGAGUUUGCGGCUGGUGUGUCCUGCUUGCAAGCACCAUUAACGGCCCCGCUGCUUCAGAAAAGCUAUAAAUCCCGCAGGAGAAUUAGUGGGCUGCAGCAGACGAAGAUCCGGCAAGCAGAAACUAUGUCCAAAUCCUUCAACCACUCGGUUUUGAUCUUCUGGGUUGCCAACUUCAUUAUAUCAGGCAUAGAAGCGAUACGCUGCCCCUUAGGUUGGUUCACGUUCCAAAACAAAUGCUAUGGGUUUCAUUCUAUACCCCAAUCAUGGAAAGAUGCUGAGACCUACUGCCAGCAGUACAGCCAGCAAGCUCACCUGGCCUCCAUCGUCUCCAAGAUGGAACAGGAGAUGAUUGCCACUCACAUCUCCACCAACCACUUCACUAGAAAAGGUGUCUGGAUUGGCCUCUAUGAUUCCUGCAUGAAAAAAUGCUGGAAAUGGACUGAUUACUCAUCCAUUUCCUAUGUAUCCUGGGAAGCAACCUUUCCUAAACCAAGGGACUACCUGAGUUGCAUCCAGCUGUCUGCCACGUCAGGAUUUCAAAAAUGGAGGAAUCGAAAUUGUUCAAAAAAAGCACAGUUCCUUUGCAUGUUUAGGGCUUAGUCAGAGGUGGUUUUCAUUAGGGAUGCCAUGGUUCUUGCAAUUGAAUUGAGAAAUGUCUCGACUACAAGAGACUCCUUGUUUCCCAAUCCUUGAAGACCACCAGCUCUAAGCCUACAUAGUCAA
Molecule: messenger RNA, 972 nt
Organism: Ahaetulla prasina
Lineage: Eukaryota; Metazoa; Chordata; Lepidosauria; Squamata; Colubridae
Product: C-type Lectin CRL-like
Exons: 8
Coding region: 373-849 (158 amino acids)
Molecular function (GO): signaling receptor activity
Source: RefSeq, a predicted model, not a curated record